AUGUCUGCGACAAAGCACCCUGGAGCAUCGGAGCUCGAGAUACUAAACGAACCAGACUGGACAAAGACACAUAGCCAUCGGGUAGGUCUAACCCAUAGCGGAGAUGAGCAUUCGCCAGAACGACCUGAUGCAGACACGGCAAAGAUAUUGGAGCUGCGCGAAAAAGCAGAAAAGGGCGAAUUGAUUACUGUUCGAGAUAUUAUGACUAGGCAGAGAGAUUUCCACUUGGAGCGACCAGAGGUGCAUCCAAACUUUUGGCGGUAUGUGUUACACACAACAGAGAGCUUUAUCAAGUACGAGCAGCCCUGGGAGAUCAAUAAAAAGAAGAAGAAUGGCAAAGAGCAAAAACAAGAAAGAGGUGAUUCAUCAGGCGACCAAGACCACAAGGAUGAAACAAGUAAUGGAAAAGAAAAGAAAGAAGCACAAGAAGAAGAUUCAAGUGAAGGUCCAGAAUCCGGCUCCAACCUCAGAAAGUCACAUGAAGAGCAUGCGCUCAUUCAAUUCCUGGAAAGUGAACAGAAGUUACGUUCAUCAAUGAGGAAAAAUGAUGGAAAGGGGCUUUCUCCACUUCAUGAUGAGAUAUUACCAGAACAAAUAGACGAAGCCGACCAACUCUCGCGCGACAGCUGGGUGCCACGUAGUGACAAACUAAUCCGUCUGACAGGAAGUCAUCCUCUAAAUGCCGAAGCAGAUCUAACUACUCUCUUUGAUGCAGGCCUGAUAACACCAUCUCCGAUACACUACGUUCGCAACCACGGCGCAGUUCCCCAUAUACUCUGGGAAAAUCACACUCUUGAGGUGACCGUUAAUGAGCAAUUGACUUUAACGAUGGACGACUUGAGGGACGAGUUCGAAAGUAUCAAUAUACCGAUAUUUAUUGCCUGUGACGGCAGUCGUAGAAAAGAGCUGAAUAUGAUCAAAAGAACUCGAGCAUUCAACUUCACUGCUGCCGCAGCUGGCUGUUCUUACUGGAGAGGGGUAUUACUUCGCGAUGUCCUCAUCAAGGCUGGUGCCACAGAAGUCUUGGAGAAGAGUCCCAAUAAGUUUUUCUGGGUCAACUACCUUGGGGCCGACGAACUCAGCCAAGGAAAGUAUGAAACGUGUAUCCCUCUCGAAUAUGCAAUGGAUGCCACCAACGAUGUGCUACUUGCCUAUCAAAUGAAUGAUCAUCCAAUACCACCCGACCACGGCUAUCCCCUUCGUUUAAUCGUGCCAGGCUGGGUUGGAGCUCGCCAUUAUCAUAUCUAUGAUAAUCGACAGCUGCCUAGUUUUGUCACCGAUACAGAAUCGGAUCUUGCUCAGAUAAUGUUUCGACAUCCCAGCACUAUCUGCAAUGAACAGAUGCUGAAUUCGGUUGUUGUAAGACCAGCACAGGGCGAACGGAUUGAUCUGGUUGAUGUUAAGUUGGGGAAGAAGUAUAGGGUGCAAGGGUAUGCUUAUAAUGGAGGCGGAGACGAAGUUGACAGAGUUGAGAUCAGCUUGGAUAAUGGGGAUAAUUGGCUUUACUGUGUCCGCAAGUUCCCUGAUGCGCCUAUUCGGCACGGCGACAAGUUCUGGACCUGGUUGCACUGGUACAUUGAUUUGGAUAUCACCAAGCUUAUCCGCGCACACAGCAUAACCGUGCGUGCAUUCGAUGUGCAUAAGAAUACGCAACCUCCCAAGCCAGUGUGGAAUAUCGAAGGUAUGAUGAACAAUUCUUGGUAUCAGGUAAGACCAGAGAUAUUCGACGACCCAGAAAAUGAGGAGUCAUACUUGCUUUUCCGGCACCCAGUCGAUUCUGGUAAUGGCAUGGAUGGUUGGAUGAAACCGUCCACCGAGGAGAAGAUCGAAGAGAUCAAGCGUGAAGCGUCUGCUCCUGAGAAGCAGUUUACCCGGCAAGAGAUAGAGAAGCACCAUACUGAAGAUGAUUGUUGGGUUGUCAUAAACGGCAAAGUUUACAAUGCUACUAGUGUCUUGAGUUGGCAUCCAGGCGGCAAAGGGCCUAUAUUGGCGCAUGCUGGCCAGGUCAAUAUGAAUACAACCGUAGAAUUCCAAGGUAUUCAUGACGAUUUUGCGCAAAAUAAGCUUAAAGAAUGUAUCCUCGGCAAGGUCACCCAGAAAGCGAUGGAACAUAUGAAGAAUGUUCAAAAGAAAGAAAAGGAGUUACUUUCAGUUAAAGGGGACCCCAAUGUAUCCCUGAGCAGGCAUAAGUGCGUAUUUCUCCGUCAAAUCGCGGGACUAGUCGUAAUUGCUAAUUGGGACGUUAGAUGGACCCAAGCCAGGUUGACCCAAAAGAAGCGGCUUUCAGAAGAUACUUAUCGCUACACGUUUUCUCUCCCGCAGCCAACAAAGAAGCUGGGAUUAGAGACAGGUCAGCACCUCCAAGUCGGGUUCCAUUUUGCGGAUCGUCUCGUUGUUCGCCCCUAUACUCCCGUCCGACCAGUAGUUGAUUGCGAAGACGAUGGUACAUUUGAUCUCGUUGUAAAGACGUACCACCCAGAUGCAACCCAACCGGGCGGUACAAUGGGUAACGUCUUGGACUGUCUCCGAGAGAACGAAGAGAUUGAAGUCAAGGGCCCAUCAGGUGACAUCCGAUAUCACGGAAAUGGACAUUUAAGCGUUGAUGACAGACAGUUCACAUUUCGCAGAUUUUCUCUGAUCCUUGGUGGAUCAGGAGUCACACCCGGAUACCAGGUUGUUGUACGAAUCUUGAAAGAUGCAGAUGACAAAACGAGCAUAAGAGUAAUCGAUGCGAACAAGUCCGAGAGUGAUAUUCUAAUGCGCAGAGAGUUCGACGAACUCUCGAGAGACCACGGCGAUCGGUUUAGUAUUGUGCAUGUUUUGUCCCAUCCUAGCAGUAGUGAUUGGGCCGGGCUCAAGGGGCACAUCACCCCAGAUAUACUAAGAAAGCAUGCCUUUGAGCCAAGCGACGAGAAUGCAGUGCUUCUCUGUGGUCCUCCGGCGAUGAUAGAGAAGGUCGCACUGCCGGCUUUGAAGGACUGGGGUUAUGACGAGGACCAAAAUCUGUUUGGAUUUUAA
Talaromyces atroroseus is the source of this 3018-nucleotide messenger RNA. RefSeq lists its product as hypothetical. Lineage: Eukaryota; Fungi; Ascomycota; Eurotiomycetes; Eurotiales; Trichocomaceae. The transcript is spliced from 7 exons. Gene Ontology annotation, molecular function: oxidoreductase activity; molybdenum ion binding. The coding region runs from base 1 to 3018 and encodes 1005 amino acids. The record is from RefSeq and is a predicted model, not a curated record.